Messenger RNA from Aspergillus novofumigatus IBT 16806, 2082 nucleotides. Its product is annotated as flavin monoamine oxidase family protein. Gene Ontology annotation, molecular function: polyamine oxidase activity; L-amino-acid oxidase activity. The transcript has 3 exons. Gene Ontology annotation, biological process: amino acid catabolic process. NCBI's taxonomy places the organism in Eukaryota, Fungi, Ascomycota, Eurotiomycetes, Eurotiales, Aspergillaceae. The record is from RefSeq and is a predicted model, not a curated record. Bases 1 to 2082 code for a protein of 693 amino acids.
AUGGCUCUGGAAGCUUGUGCUCCUACAGUUGCGAGUGCGGCAUUGCUGUUGGCCCAAGUAAACUGCAUGCUUACCCGGCCUCAGGGUACGAACAUCGUUCGAGUUUCAACGUCCAAUGUUGUUCAGCCUGGUGGGCUGGCUAAUGUCUACCUCGACUGGCAUGAAGCUUACCCUGGUAUCAUCGAGGCUGUUUACGCAUCUUGUCUGAGCCCUGAUACGUCUUCGAAGCAGAUCAUCGGUCGCUUUACUGUCGGAGGCCAUCCCCCUCAGCGACUCGCCUGGGCAGUCUCUGACGUUGCCCCAACGGACAACUGCAUCUACGUCCAUGGCGCCCAGUCAGAUAGGUCAGAACCAAGUCUCCUGGGGAAGAGUGAGCCCGUCCGACUGAGUCGAAUGGCGAAGAAAAGAUCUGUCGCCGAUACAAACAUUCCCCUCCUCAAAGACUUCGACUCACUCGGGCCUGGUUCGACGACUGAAACACACGGUGGCGUCGCUUCCGGCCACUCAUCCAAGGACAGCAAGAUCGCCAUCGCGGGCGCUGGUAUCUCCGGCCUUGCCACAGGCCUAAUGCUCGACAGCGUUGGCGUCCACAACUGGGAAAUUAUUGAAGCCAGCGAUCGCGUCGGAGGGCGGUUCCGAACGCGGUAUGUUGCUGGGACACAAGAGUGGGCGGAGAUGGGGCCGAUGCGGUUGCCCUAUUCUGUCACGUACAAGGACAGUAAUGAGACUCUGCGGUAUACGGAUCACGAGAUGACGUUCCAGCUCGCGGGUAUCCUAAACGAGAUGAAUGGCAAUGACCCUCAGUGGAAGAUCGACUUUAUCCCGUGGAUCCAGCAUCACCCGAAUGAGCUUAUUGCGCAGGGGACUCGUCAACAUCCUGAUGGUCGCAUCCCCACUCGUGCUGAGAUCGAGGCGGAUCCAAGCCUAAAGGAAGCGCCUGACAUGUCCAGUGCCGAGUACAUCAGCACGAAGAACAGAAUGGGCCGUAUUCUGAAGAACGAGACCACAUUCAAAUCACUCCAACGAGACGUCUGGCGCGCGCACAAACUCGCCAUGGGGGAAGGCCUAGACGAAUGGAGCGAGCAAGCCAUGAUGCGCCACGUCUUCAAAGCCAGCCUGAACGUCACCGACGAGAUCUGGACAAGCUCCGACUACGACAUCUUCUGGGACGAGCUCCACCACAACUCCAACCUCGGUCUUGACGGCAGCAGCAGCUCCCUCGGCGAAACAACCUGGCUCUGCAUCGACGGCGGCUUCAAUCGUCUCUCUGAUGCUUUUCUCCCCCACAUUGGCAACCGCGUUACUCUCAACCGUAAGAUCCGAAAAUUAGAACCCGUCCCUGGCCCCAACGGUACAACCCGCACCCGCCUCUCCUGGUAUCCCAAUAUCACCAACCGCACCUACGAGUUUGAAGACUACGACUACACAAUCAUGGCGGUCCCCUUUACAAUGACACGCUUCAUGGACCUCCCUAACUUCUCCUCCGUCCUCUCCCGCGCAAUCAGCGAAGCUGGCCUCCGCUUCAAAUCCGCCUGCAAAGUCGCCCUCCUCUUCCGGGAACGCUUCUGGGAAAGAGGGCCUCGACCUAUCUUUGGAGGGUACUCGAAACCACCUAGCAAGCCCGUCGGGGCCCUGUACUACCCAGUGUAUGGCCACAACGAGUCACGCCCGGGGCUCAUAAUGCACUACCGCGGCGGCGACUGGAGCGACCGAUUCGUUAGCUUUUCAGACGAAGAACACGUGCAGACUGUCCUCGACUCCAUUGUCUCAAUCCAUGGCGAGCAAGCGCGUGAGCUCUACACGGGCGACUAUGAGCGGCUGUGCUGGUUGCAGGACGAGCACACGGCGACGGCGUGGUGUCGCCCAGACGUCGAGCAGCAUAAGCUGUAUAUCCCGGCAUAUCAUGUCACCGAGCACAAUACAAUCUUUAUUGGCGAGCAUACGGCACCGACCCAUGCUUGGGUGAGCUCGUCGUUGCAGUCCGCUGCUAGGGGGACUGUGCAGUUGUUGUUGGAGUUGGGGCUUGUGGAUGAGGCGAAGAGGGUUAAUGAGAAGUGGAUGGGGAGAUGGAUUCGUCUGUAG